GGUGCUGACUUCCGGCCCGGGAGCCGAGCGAGUUUGGGGAGUCGCGAGUGAGUGCGUCAGCCUCACUGAGCCUUUUUCAAGUGUGCGUCUGAGUCUGCAUGUCUAUGAAAUGCUCAUGUCUCUGAUUCCAAAAAGACACACUUUUCACUGGUAUCCAGGAGACCCGCUUCCCAGUGAUAAGAAAAGAGAUGGAAUCUGAUCUGCAGGAUGGAAGUGGCAACCAGUAAGCCAGUUCGUUGAAGCAAACCAUGGCUGCAAUAAGGAGUUCCCAGGCACACCCGUCCCCAAGCAAGGACUCCACACAGGGACAGAAAUCAGCCCUGCACAACAACGGCCCUGACCAUGAAGCUUCCCGCCAGCGCUUCCGGCAGUUCUGCUACCAGGAGGUAGCUGGUCCACAUGAAGCUUUUAGCAAACUCUGGGAACUCUGUUGUCAGUGGCUGAGGCCUAAGACACACUCAAAAGAGCAAAUCCUGGAGCUGCUGGUUUUGGAGCAGUUUCUGACCAUCUUGCCAGAAAAGAUCCAGAACUGGGUGAGGGAGCAGUGUCCAGAAAAUGGUGAUGAAGCUGUGGCUCUGGUUGAGGAUGUACAGAGAGCACCUGGGCAGCAGGUCCCGGAAUCUGGGAAGGACUUGAAAAUGCCCAUCGAGGAGACGGCCUCUUUGGGAGCAGCCAGAGAAUCACUGAGAUCCCACCUGAAACAGGGGGUUCUUCCAGAAGAAUGGACUGUGAAGGGGUCACGGAGCUCACCCCAGAGACCGUGGGGACAGUCAGAAGCCUGGCUUACUCUGCAGGCUCCCGGGAACCUUCCUCAGAGGAGGGGUCUUGGAGACCAGGAGACAGGUGCUGUGCUCCACAUAGCUGGGGCCCAGAGACGAGCCACAUGUGAGGACAGAGCCAUAUCCCUCUGUCAGGAAGGGCAGAUAACACCUGGCCCCAAACAGAGGGCCCUCUACAGGGGUGAAGCACAAGAGCCAGACUCAGCAAAUGGGACAGAGCCUGGCCCACCCUGGGCGGCCGAGGACACCAGGACUCUCCUGUCUGUUCUCAGCAGCCUCGACACUCCUGGCCAUUCUCAGUUUUAUGAAAAACUCCAGACCCAUCAGCAGAACAGCCAGAUCUCCAGGGCCUUGGUGGAACAACUCCAGGAGCAAAGCUUUCUGCAGACCCCAGAGCAGCAUCGCACCAAGUGCAAAAGCCUGCAGUUGAGUUCCCGCAACAUGAGGAGAGGCUAUGUGCCUGAGCCUUGUAUCUUUUACGAGGAAACUGAUGCCCUUUCCAGCCCCUGGGCCUCUGCACCUACUAUGGCAAGCAGUACUGAUCCUGGCCAAGAGGGAAGUGAGGCUAGAGAGCUGAGUCAGCAGAAUGGGGGGCCCACAUAGGCUGGAGAAGGUACCACCGUGGAUGGUGAAGACUGGGAGGAAGAGGAUUUCAGGGAUCCUGGCCAGGCGGUUAGGAGGGUUGGCCUGCCAGACCUGUUCCCAAACAGACGUGGUAUUGAGAUCAAGAGCGGGAUUACAAAAGAGAAUUGGAAAUGGGAUGAUACAGAGGAAGCAGAAAUUAGCAAGCCUUUUCAGAGAAAGUCCAGUGAAGUCUUCUGGCAUUCUGAGCUAAAAAGAGGCUGGGCGGGUGCUCCAGUGUCAAGAAGGCAACGAAGAUGUUCUCCAGGGGAGAGUGAGGAGAAACCCCCAUCCCAGAAGAGAAUGAGUCACCAGAGACUUCGUACUGGGGAAAAGGCCUGUACACAUUUCCUGUGUGGGAGAAACUGCUCUCAGAGUUCUACCUCUCACCACCAGCCAGUCCCCAAAGUGGAAAAACCUUCUAAAUGUCACGAAUGUGGGAAAAGCUUUAGCCGAAGUUCUUAUCUUGUUCGACACCAGAGAAUCCACACGGGAGAGAAGCCUCACAAGUGCAGUGAGUGUGGGAAAGGCUUCAGCGAGCGCUCCAACCUCACUGCCCACCUAAGAACUCACACAGGGGAGAGACCCUACCAGUGUGGGGAAUGUGGGAAAAGCUUCAACCAGAGCUCCAGCCUCAUUGUCCACCAGAGGACCCACACGGGGGAGAAGCCUUAUCAGUGCACUGUCUGUGCAAAGAGAUUCAACAACAGCUCCCAGUUCAGCGCUCACCGGCGAGUCCACACUGGGGAGAGCCCACACAAGUGUGGGCAGUGUGCGAAAAGCUUCAACAAUGGCUCCCACUUGAGUGCCCACCAGAAAACCCACACGGGAAAGCCUUACCAGUGCUCUCAGUGUGAGAAAAUCUUCACUAAGAACCCUUCCCUCAUCCACCAUCAGGGGGUGCACACAGAAGAGGUUCCCAUAUCCCAGGAAGGAAGGCAUGUGCUAUGAGUGUGGAAGAAACCCGACGGAUCAAUUCCUUAUGUCAACACGUGUUUCUGGCGCUUCCUUCUGCUUGUC
Molecule: messenger RNA, 2420 nt
Organism: Delphinapterus leucas (beluga whale)
Lineage: Eukaryota; Metazoa; Chordata; Mammalia; Artiodactyla; Monodontidae
Gene: ZSCAN32
Product: zinc finger and SCAN domain containing 32
Biological process (GO): regulation of transcription by RNA polymerase II
Molecular function (GO): RNA polymerase II cis-regulatory region sequence-specific DNA binding; DNA-binding transcription factor activity, RNA polymerase II-specific
Source: RefSeq, a predicted model, not a curated record